Molecule: messenger RNA, 1593 nt
Organism: Trypanosoma brucei brucei TREU927
Lineage: Eukaryota; Euglenozoa; Kinetoplastea; Trypanosomatida; Trypanosomatidae
Exons: 1
Coding region: 1-1593 (530 amino acids)
Cellular component (GO): endoplasmic reticulum
Molecular function (GO): lipid binding
Source: RefSeq, a predicted model, not a curated record
AUGUUGAGUCUGCUGCUUCUACUGCUAUGUGGUGUUGCCUGCGGGGCAGUGGCAACUGUCUUUAGCGUGUGGUUCGCUUUCAUUAGGUUCGAUAACUUCCUUCAGCGCGUGUUGGAGCGUAAUGAGGAAGCUGCUAUCCGAGCAUUGGAGGAUACGCGUACGAGUGUGACGGUGCCGGCAUCCAAAGUGGAGGGUAUUUGUGAAAUGGCAUGUUUUGAUGGUGAUGUCGUAUGGAAGACGAUUCCUGUGCGGGCUGUGCUCUUUGGUUCUACCGUGUCCGUGUAUCGAUUAGUUACGCGGGAGAUGUCAGAUGACCUUAACAACACCGUUGUGUGUGGAGAUCAGUUGAUUGGGAAGAUAAAUACAGAUUCUGUCAUCAGUUCUGUGGUAAAGAUAUCUAAAUAUCAUCGACAUGUGAAUAUAGCGGAACGGUGUUCGCCAGUGUCGGGCCAAUGUCUUCUGCUUCGUCAUAAACCAGGCCUUCCUUUGUUUCUUGUAGAUCCAGUCGUGCAACUGAAGCAAAGACUUCGUCGGAAGCAGAGGGAGCAAACCAGCAGGGGGACAGUUCAUCAUUCACCGCUUCAAGACGAUGACGAGGAUUUCAUCAACGCGAAGGACACGCAUAGCGACCAAAGGAACAACAGCCAGAGUAAUAACUUGUCCAGUUCUGCGCUUGACUCUUCAUCUUCUGUGGAUGGUAGCGGGGAAGACUAUAGUAAGUGGACCGCGGUGCUGUUUAAGAUGUGUACGAGAAGGGAGUUGGAGCGCUGGUACAAUUUGCUCCAGGGUAAUUCUCAAUCAGAGGAGUGGCGCAAUUUCAUCAAACGGUUAACACGCGCCGAUGCUCUCAGUCUUGUAGUUGCACGUCUCUACUUUGCUAACACGGACACGAGUAGUCUACAAGAUUUGCUCACCCGAAAGAUCAGACGGAAGCUACGAAGGGUGUCGAGGAGGCUUCCUAAUCACAUGAAAGGGGAGAUUAUACUGGACCGCUUGGAGCUUGGUGAAGAGAUUCCGCUUCUUGACUCGGUAAGCGAUCCAGUUGUUUCACCCAAUGGUGAGAUAGAAUUUGACUUUUAUCUCCUGUAUCGCGGCGGCCUCCACUUCAGCCUACGGUUCAGCAUAACGUAUCGCGGCAUGCGUGUGCCAGACAUUAUUUUUAAUGUGAAGGUGCUUCAGCUGUCGAACCGUGUGCGGCUCAAUGUCGGUCCCCCUCCAUCAGCAAAGAUUUGGCUGAGCAGCCCACACACGCCGCAUCUGCAGCUGGAGUUUACGCAGGAAGUUGCCACAAAUGAUGGUUUCCUACACACCUUACUGAAGCUCCUUCCAGAUAUGAGUGCCAUCAUGACGACCAUCGUGAAGGUGAAAUUAUUUGAGGAUAUGCUGCUUCCAUCCAUGGAUGACUUCCCAUUGCCGUGCCUAAGUUACUCUCCAUCCUCUUCGGAGGCGAGUGAUGAUGGUGAAGAGGAUGUGGAUGCAAAAGUGGAGUACAGUUUUGCAUCACCAGCAGAAGAGGAGUCGUCACCACCGCCACUCCGCAGCUUUGACGCCGUGAGCAUGGGGUCAUUGAUCGAACGUCGACCACAUAGGUGA